Molecule: messenger RNA, 714 nt
Organism: Cladophialophora psammophila CBS 110553
Lineage: Eukaryota; Fungi; Ascomycota; Eurotiomycetes; Chaetothyriales; Herpotrichiellaceae
Exons: 3
Coding region: 1-714 (237 amino acids)
Source: RefSeq, a predicted model, not a curated record
AUGACACCUAUCUGGCGGAUGGUGACAUUGUUCAUCCCUAUAUAUUGGUCGUUAAACUGGAGUCGUCUCAUCGGAGACCUCUGUGCUGCUUCAUGGGCAUCGCCCUUGAGCGAACUCGGCCUUUCCGACCUCCCGAAAGUAGCAGCCCCCUAUUCGCCCUACCUGUCGCCUCUCAUCAUCCUGGUCGCCCUCUUAAUGAUGUCUUACCAGUCUACCUGGCUCCACGACACUGGAAUCAAAUAUUUUCCUCUCGAUACAUCAGAGGCUCUUGACCGCAUGUACGGCUCUCUCGGUGGCAUCAUUCUUACUCUGGGCAUCCUCAUCUCCCCACACGCUCGCUGGACACUUAGCCGUUCGCCGCUUCUCUGGCUCCGGAAAGUCAGUUUCGCCAUCUACCUUCUUCACGGAACGUUCUUGCGCACCAUAUUUACGUCGGUCCUGCAUUUUGGGCAUCCAAAGACCCUCGUCCCCGAAUACAACGCGGACGGCGCCGAGUAUCACGUCGAAAGAUACCCGGUACCGGGAUACUUCCAGUGCGCCGUCGCAACCGUUGUGCUGGGUGGUUGUGUCGGCGUGGCGAGCCAAGUUUGGAACAGAAGAUUAGAGCCGGUAUUUGCGACGAUUACGAGUAAGCUCGAGGUAAUGGCGACUGGCAAGCCCGAGCCCGAAACCCGUCCCAACGAGAGCACGAUUCUACCCCGGCGAAAGGAUUGA